AAUUUAUAUGUUUCAUUUCGCCAUUUAUUUCGAUCCAGUCGUGUUGAUCUUCAGGAUCGCAGAAGGAAAAAGGAACUGUGAAAAUUAAAUAAUUGAGAUGAGUUCAUCAGAGGAAGUCUCAUGGAUUUCUUGGUUUUGUGGUCUUCGGGGUAAUGAAUUCUUUUGUGAAGUUGAUGAAGAUUACAUUCAAGAUAAAUUUAAUUUGACAGGACUUAGCGAGCAAGUUCCGCAUUACAGACAAGCUCUAGAUAUGAUUUUAGAUUUAGAACCAGAUGAUGAACUUGAAGACAAUCCAAAUCAAAGUGAUCUUAUAGAACAGGCAGCUGAAAUGUUAUAUGGUCUCAUUCAUGCUCGAUACAUUCUUACAAAUCGUGGAAUUGCCCAAAUGCUUGAAAAAUAUCAAAACGGUGAUUUUGGAUAUUGUCCUAGAGUCUAUUGCGAAAAUCAGCCAAUGUUACCUAUUGGAUUAUCGGAUGUACCUGGUGAAGCUAUGGUUAAAUUAUAUUGUCCUAAAUGUUUGGAUGUUUAUAAUCCCAAAUCUUCUCGUCACCAUCAUACGGACGGUGCUUACUUUGGUACAGGUUUUCCUCACAUGCUUUUCAUGGUUCAUCCAGAUUACAGACCAAAACGACCAUCAAAUCAAUUUGUUCCGAGAUUAUAUGGCUUCAAGAUACAUCCUUUGGCUUAUCAACUUCAACAACAAGCUGGUGUAAAUUUUAAAACACCAGUGAGGACAAUGACCUUUAAUAACGGGAAACGUUGACAGUCUGUUCUGGAAUGAUAAAGAUUACACAUUUAAGUUUCAUGUGCAACCCAUGGGUUACAGUCAUCAUUUUAAUUCCCAGGCUUUAUUGUUGAUUUUUCUCAUUUACAUAAAUUCCAAGAUAUAAAAUGUAAAUAGUAAAAUGUCAGAUGCUUAAACGAAAAAGUUAGAAAUAUUUCAGUUUUCAUUAAUGUAACUUUAUUUUAUUUUAUUAUUUUUUUUUUAGCAUUUAUUAAUAUGAAACUUAACAAACUAAUAUAAUUUUAAUUUAUCAUCAGUAUUUAAGCUUGCAAUUCAGGUAAAAUGAGCAUUAUGCACCAAUAGAAAAAUGUACUAAAUGUUACCAAAAGAUAAAAUUAUAUUUGAAAAUUUCUUUUAAAAUGUUAAAUCAUUAUUAUUACUAUUAAUUAAUGUAACUUCAGUAAAUUAAUUUAACAAAAUUACAUUUGAUUUUUGUUUCAAAAGAGUAAAUAUUUAUCAGAAUUUUAACAAAUUUUUGUUUUAUAAUAGGAUUAAUAUUUUAGAUUUUUAUGCAACCAGUAAUUAAAUAAUAGUAAGUAUUCUGUGCAUUUAAUCUAAUAUAUGGUAAAAAAAUGAUUUAGAAAAAAUAUCUUGGAUUUGUAUUUUUCGAAAAAGAAAUUGAAGACAUUACAGCCUUUGUAAUUAAAAGAAAAUUUGAUGACAAAUAGUAAUUAGUUUCUUUCUGAUUUCUAAUUUAAAAAGGAAAAAGUAUUUGUUUAAAAAUCUAAAGAAAUAAUAAGACUGUACUUUGGAAAGGAUUAUUUUAUCUAAUUUAUUUUUGAAAAAAUAUUUUUUCUAAAUUAUUGCCUUUUUACAAAAAACCAGUUGAAAUACAGAAUAUGCAUCAGAUCUAGAAAAUGUAAUCAUGAUAUACAUCAUUUUGUUUAUUGGCAUUAUACAGAAUUUUUAAAAGCAGUUCUAAAUAUAACUGUGUAAAUUGGAAGGUAAA
Molecule: messenger RNA, 1733 nt
Organism: Centruroides sculpturatus (bark scorpion)
Lineage: Eukaryota; Metazoa; Arthropoda; Arachnida; Scorpiones; Buthidae
Gene: CkIIbeta
Product: casein kinase II subunit beta
Exons: 7
Coding region: 98-763 (221 amino acids)
Cellular component (GO): cytoplasm; protein kinase CK2 complex
Molecular function (GO): protein kinase regulator activity
Source: RefSeq, a predicted model, not a curated record